Molecule: messenger RNA, 899 nt
Organism: Thermothelomyces thermophilus ATCC 42464
Lineage: Eukaryota; Fungi; Ascomycota; Sordariomycetes; Sordariales; Chaetomiaceae
Exons: 1
Coding region: 192-638 (148 amino acids)
Biological process (GO): mRNA splicing, via spliceosome
Cellular component (GO): spliceosomal complex; nucleus
Source: RefSeq, a predicted model, not a curated record
CCGGCAAGUACUCCGUAAUGCGCUACCGUCAGCUCUCACCAGAAACACCAUUCUUUUGAACUCUUUGCUUCAGCAUUUCCCUGUAAUUACGCAGACCGUCGACCAUUCGCGAGUGUACAAACAAAAGAAUAAAAAACACCCGAAGUUGUUCUUUGCAAUAGCAGGAGCAGAAGAAAAGAACAAGAGCAGCCAUGCCCGCGAUCCGCCCCGCCUCCAAGCGCAAGCCGCCGCCGGACGGAUUCGAAGAUAUCGAGGAGGACCUGCUCAUCUUCAGCAACAAGAUGAAGGAUGCGCAAAACACGCCGACCGACAACAUCCCAAAGCACCAGGCGCAGUGGCCCAUCUUCCAGAUCGCGCACCAGCGCAGCCGCUACGUAUACGAGCUCUACUAUGAGAAGGAAGCCAUCAGCAAGCAGCUGUACGACUGGCUGCUCAAGAACGGCUACGCCGACCCCAUGCUCAUUGCGAAGUGGAAGAAGCAGGGCUACGAGAAGCUCUGCUGCCUGCGCUGCAUUCAGACCAAGGAGACCAACUUCAACUCGACGUGCAUCUGCCGCGUGCCGAGGGCGCAGCUGAAGGAGGACCAAGACGUGCAGUGCGUCAAUUGUGGGUGUCGCGGUUGUGCGUCGACGGACUGAGCGAGGCAGGAACCGUGGCGUUUUUGGCGUGGAUAGAUCGUGGAGCGGAUUACAAGACCGUGGGGGGACUCUUUCAUAGUUCCAGGCCACACAUGCUUGGGCGACGGGAUAGACACUGUAAGAGUCGCUCCCCGUCAAACCGUGUUUCAUGCUCAAAAUGCUUACCGUGUCAGGAGAGGUAAUGGAAGGGCAUAAAAAUCGGCUCUUUACUGGUUGAUCUGGGCGGGUAUACGAUGUAAUGGCAUUCAACGAGACAUAGUU